GCAGGGAGGAAACAUUUUCCCUCUGGAACUGUCCCCUGUUGGUAUGAUGAUCACUACUGCUGGGUCACACCAUGCACAGGAGGCAGAAACCCAGUGCUCCAGAGCCCAAGAGGGAUCUUGCAGCUCGCGGAGGAGCUCUGUCUAUGUCCCACAAUGACACACGCUCUUUUUUCAACUUCUCUCAGCUUGUGCUCUCUGCUGGUCAUCUGAAAACACCACCUGUGCUCAAACAUUCAAAAAUUACUUACUUCGAAGUGGAAAUUCUUGAUAUGCAAAGUAAGAAACAGAUCUGCAUUGUGGACAAGGUGCCUCCAUCAUCUACUCUUCUUGACGUGAAACACAAAUUUCACAAAGCAUGCUCAACAAGCCCAACCCUCUCAGCCUGUCCUAAUAUGGGAGGUGUCCCAGUCCUUGGAUCAUCUUCGUGGCCCUUCUCUGCACACUGUCUAACAGAUCCAUGUCCUUCCUGUGCUGAGGACUCCAGAACUGAACACAGUACUCCAGGUCCCCAGUGGUACCCUUCCCGUGUUGGCCUGCAACUAGAACGCAAUGGGCCCUAUUUGAAAGAUUCCAUUAACAUUCAAAGCCUUGCUGUUUCUUCCAUCAUUACACUAUAUUUCACAGACCUGGGUCAGCAGGUCGGUUGGACCACAUUUUUUCUAACAGAAUACACUGGGCCUCUUCUAAUAUAUCUGCUCUUUUACAUUCGCCUCUCAACUAUUUAUGAUCAAGUGGAAAGUACGAAGAACUUCCGCCACCCCGUGGUUCACUUGGCUUGCUUCUGUCAUUGUUCACACUACAUCAGACGUCUUCUGGAGACAUUAUUUGUUCACAAGUUUUCCGGAGGGCACACUCCUCUGAGAAAUAUGAUAAAGGGCUGUGCCUUUUACUGGGGAUUCACUUCCUGGAUUGCAUACUACAUUAACCAUCCACAGUAUACUCCACCGUCAUUUGGCCACAGACAAGUUUUUUUUGCUGCCCUUGCUUUUCUGCAUUCCUUGAUAUAGAUUCUAUGGAAAAUGCUGCCAUCAAACAAAGAAAUGGGUCCUGUUGGGAUUCUGAAUUCAAGCAGCUUUUUUGUGAACUUCCUACCCAUGGAAACUCCAAACCUUUGCCUUUCAGACCUUGUUCUGGAAGCUUCUCAUGCAAUGAAUUUAAAACAGCAACUUAAAAUAUAAAAUUAUUUGAAGCUGUUUUCCAAGGUUUCUAAAACACAUGAAAAAAGUAUUUGGAAGGUUUCUUUUUCUCCCUCUCUUAAUGCUUGUUUUUAUUACAUAUCCCGAUUUAAGUGCAUACAUCUGCAGCUACUGUUUACAACAGUGAGUAAUUUGAAGGCUGUCAGCAGGCUUUUCUGAAAGAUUCUCAUGUUUAGAAAAAUUAAUCUAAGCUUUGCAGGGAUGUUUUUCUCACAGGGUACACAUAGUAUAUGAAGAAGGGGAACAGCAUGUAGACUUCUAUAUUUUAUAAUCAUUAACAUGGUAAGCCUUUUCCCUGCUGUUCCCCACUGCCCCAUAUUUUAUAUCUGAGACACUGACUAAGGAAUAGCUUAUAUUUAGCACUACUUCUUGAUAUUGAACAUUAGCAGCCACGUUUCUAAAGAGAGAAAUAAGAGCUAAUUACAGCAGAAUGCAACUGCAGGGUCAAAGGUAAGCGAAUAAAAAAUCCCUGCAGAAAUGCCCUUUGCUUGUUUUAUUUAGAAUUGAUUUUAGCAUUUGUAGGUAUUAACUGUAGUCCGUGAAUCUUCCUUGCUUUUCAAUAGCGUGGGCAUUGCAAAUUUCAGUAUGUAUAGUGUUCCACAAACCACUUUUAACUUUGAAACAUUUUUCUUUAAAAUAGUAGUUAACAGAAAAAAAAUGAUGUUUCUAGCUCAUAAUUGGAAGGAUGUAAAUUAAAAUUACUUCUAUGGCUAUGCUUAGAAUUAUAGCUUCUGAUAUGGUAUUUUAUAAUAGAAUUUUCUUCUCUGGCUAUUUAGUGUUUUACAUCUGGUGUUUAUGAUAGAUGACAGCCAGUUAGUUGUAAUUAAAAAACAUAAAAGGACUGCAGGAUUUGACCCACGACUAUGUAUCCGUGCAGAAUAACAGCUUUGCUAACAGAACUGAUUUAAACUUUCCUACUAAAAUCCACAGAAAUCCCCCUGACAAAAAAGGGAAAAUUCUUCAGCAAUGAAUGCUAUCUAGAAUGUUCUUUCAGAUAAUUGCAGAUUUCAAAAUAAAACGAAGUUACAUAUUCCUUUCAAUUAGUUUUAAUUGAAGUUAGUUAUGGAUGACUUUCAGAAUCGGUUUUAAAAAAAAUACAAUUAUAUUUCUUUUUUUCCUGUAUUAAUCUUGUGACUUUAUGCUUUUAACAUCUCUAGGUUUUAGCACUCUUCCUUUUUAUUUUAUUUUCUUUUUUUUUCCAGCCUUGUAAAAUUUAGAAUGACAAAUGAUGUAAGAAAACACAACUUUAAACACUGCAUUUUUUUUUUUUGUUUGAGAGGAGAAAUCAGUCUUCAACCUGGAAAUGAAUAAAAUUUCAAUUCAAUCUGAGAUUAAAAUGUAUACAGCCUUUUGGUUUUCUUUGUAAAGGGUGUAAAAAUUGAAAAACAUAAAAUUAAAUUGUUGCACUGGCAGACUUUCUUUUUGAGAAAUUGAAACUGUUUUUUCUACGAAUUCACACUUUAAAAAUGGACAGCAAUUGUUUUAAUUCUGCAGUAAUUGUAAUGGAUGAAGUAGUGAAACCCACAAUCAAAUCUGAAAUCACCUUGUGCUACAUGCUGUAUAACCAAGUGGGGAGACAGGAUAGCGCUUCCAAUGAUUUAAAUCAUCUAAAUAUUGAAGACCAAGUUUGAGCGGUUGGUUAGGGCUGGAAAUGGCACAACCAGAGAGCAGCAGAUCCAGAAAUAAAGUACUGGCUCCCUUCAUUUAUCGCUUCCUGAUGACUGUCCUUUUGACCAGGUGCCUUCCAGAGAACCGCUGCAUUUUUAGUCCUCUAUUUUUCCUUCCUCAAUGAAAUACCUAGAGAACUGUGCUCUGUAAUCAGCAUAACGAAGGCGUUAUGCUGACCACCUUUGAAAGCCUGUGUAGGAAGAGAGUAGGCACAUUAACUCACGACAUCUUUACAAACACAGUGGUCACAUUUUCACCAGCUCGUUUGCAGAUGGAUUAAAUCCAAAUCCUGAUAAUGAUAUUCAGUUCAGAAGAGCAUCUUGCUAAAUUCCUUAGACUCUAGGGAGCCUUUCUGAUCUCCCUGGACUGAAGCAUGUUGCACAUGCUGGGCAUGGGAACCACACUGAAAGCAUGCCUGUACUGAGCUCUGAGGAGAUGAAACAUGGGCUUUCAAUCCAGCCUGUGUGCACAGUACUCACUAGACACUUUUAUGUGUUUGACAAAGAUCACAGAAUGUAUUUCCCUAGGGAGAUUAAUUCUGAAGUGCAUAUUAUCUGGGUGCAGACUGUGAGUUGUAAUGGGGGAAUUCUGGUUGUGCACUGCAACAUAGUUAUUGCAGAUUUUACACAUACAACUGAAAAUAUGUUUUUAAUGUCUUGCAGAUGUGUGAAGCUGGAAAUCACUUUAUCAAUGUAGCUUUAGCUCACCACACUCACUCAGG
Molecule: messenger RNA, 3585 nt
Organism: Cuculus canorus (common cuckoo)
Lineage: Eukaryota; Metazoa; Chordata; Aves; Cuculiformes; Cuculidae
Gene: TECRL
Product: trans-2,3-enoyl-CoA reductase like
Exons: 10
Coding region: 72-1007 (311 amino acids)
Biological process (GO): very long-chain fatty acid biosynthetic process
Molecular function (GO): oxidoreductase activity, acting on the CH-CH group of donors
Source: RefSeq, a predicted model, not a curated record